CUCAAAAGCCAGGUGCGCUAAGAUUGCUCCUCAGUUCAUGCCGGCAUCCCUGGCCGACUUGGAGAAGCCAAGGGUCACCAGGCCCAAAACGGUUUAAGCCCUCCAGGGUGGUGGGUGCAGGGAUCAGCAGGGACCCGAUGGUGGUCCGUCAAAUUGCUCUCUCGCGAGGACGGCAACGGCCAGCAGAGAGACGACAGAAGAGAGAGAGCAUCCAAAGUGCCAUCGACAGGCAUUUCGGGCAAGGCGCAAGGGUAAAAAAGAAGUGGAAGGGGCAACGGGGAGCCGAAGAAAAGCAACGGCACUCCCACUUGCCCAUCCAUCUCCAGCUUUCCAGGUUGUCACGGCUCUCUCCAUCUCCAGUCUCCAUUCCCUCGUUCAUUCUCUUUUGUCUGUUCUGUCUUUUUCUCGUGGAGUGAUCGAUAGCCCAUGUCGACAUUACCUUACCUUACGCGUAGUCAACCUAAUCGCAGCUGAGUGAUUGUUAGGUACCUACUAUACUCAUACUCGACAAGUUGAGACGAACUGUUUUGGCCACUCGUUUUUUUUUGUGCGUCCUACUACAUGGUUGCACCUUUCACGCCAGGAACGACACGAGAGGCCAGGCCAUCGAUAUAAGGCCCUACCGCAGUACUAAUUGGAGCACACGCCCGCCUACCGCACCGCACCGCACCUACACUACCGACCUAUCUAUACCCAACCCCCGACCCCCCGAGUCCAAGCAGCGACUCUCGACGUUCGUUUCCGUCCUUGGCUGCCCAAAGUACAAAGCCCACCGGCGCCGCCGCUCUCUCUUCGGUCCAUUUGCGCUAUUGUACGGAGACGGGGCGUCGCGCGCAUAAACCCAGUCGCCCGCAUAGGGCCUUGUCGUCCACUCAUUUUUUUUUGCUUCUGGUCCAGGGCUCUCAAAUCUCUCCGCGAAUCCCACACGCUACCGCCGGUACCCGUGCCUCUCUGCUCUUUUCAACGGGCUCCCGAACGCCAGCACCCGAGUGCAGUGCAGUCCGAUAUCGUGACGGCAACCACCGCAUAUCCCACGAACUUGUUUCUUUUUCCUAAGCCCUUUUGGUUUCGCCGCGAUACGUCCGACCGACUUACCUAUCAGCAUUCCUCUGCACACUCGCUCGCCAAUUGGCUCUUCGAUACCACCCCGUUUCGGCCCGCGUUUUGACAGUGGAGGGUGAAUCGGCGGUCGGUACUCUUUCUCUGGUGAAAGCAACACCCUACGCCCAUGGACCUCGAUCGACCCGAGCUCGAACUUUUGCUGUAAACAGAGGCGGAAGCCCCUGAAACCUUGUUGCACAGUCCUCCCACUUCGCGGCCACUGCCAGUCGCAUCAACAACAUGACAACCCUCCCGAGGCCAUCGCGGCCUUCGAACGCACCUCCUCAAAUUGCCCUACCAGCGCUUCCCGUUGGAAAAACACGAAAAAGCAUGGGUGGAUUAGCAGUUCCACCGACCAGGUCGACACCAACAUCACCAAAAGCCCUUCGAACACCGUCCUCGAAUCUCCUUCCGCCUGCCACUCCAGCCCCUUCCGGAGCCUUACCUACACCCAGAACCGCCUCAGGAUACAAUGCGACGGGCAAGACACUUAGGAAAACAGUCAGUAUCAGCGCUUUCCCGCACCCCCCUCGCGGAGAUGGUCGAAUAUCCAGCCUCCCACCGAGCCCACUAUCCGCCGGCCUUUCGCGCAAGGUCAAGACGCCUACGACACCAACCUAUCAGUUUUCUAAUGGAUCCUCGAGUUUUCUUGCGGGAGCAGGCGACCAGAAAUCAGUCUCGCGAACAGGAGGGACGAGGAAUUCGGAUGGACUGAUUAGUGUGUCUUCACCGCCCCAGAGCCGCAGUUCCUCUGCGCAGGACUCGUAUUCUACUUCUGCCACCCAGUACGAAGAUGCCACCGAUGCCGCAUCCAGGUCAGAUGCUUCCCCCGGAAAACCUGCCUCCAAGUUUGAUGGCAAGGGAAACGUCGUGGUCAGUGUCAGAGUCCGGCCAGAUGCUGCCGGCAAUGACCAGACGCCAGAUGGGGAGUGGAUGGUGGAGGGAAGAAAAUCGUUGAUCUCGUACCGCGGCAAGGAAGGGGGAGAUUAUAUCUAUGAUAACGUCUUUACGACACACGACGACAACGCCAAAGUCUACGACCACUGCGCGAAACGUUUGGUACGAAGAGUAAUGGAGGGCUACCACGGGACAGUAUUCGCCUACGGCAUGACGGGCACUGGAAAAACCUUCUCGAUGCAGGGAACUGCGUCAUCCCCGGGUGUAAUACCUCUCGCUAUUACCGACAUCUUCUCCUACAUUCGCGAAACCCCGUCUCGAGAGUUCUUGCUCCGCGUCAGCUACCUGGAAAUCUACAACGAAAAAAUCCACGACCUGCUGAGCAUGUCCACCAACACCGGCCCCGGCGCUAACCAGCAGCAGGAAGAGAUCAAGCUACGUGAGGACAGCAAGAGGGGGGUUUAUGCGAGCCCUCUCAAGGAGGAAAUUGUGCAGAGUCCGACGCAGCUUCUGCGUGUGAUUGCCCGUGGCGACCAGGCUCGUAGGACAGCAAGCACCCAAUUCAACGCCAGGAGUUCCCGGAGUCACGCCGUGGUGCAGAUUGUGGUGGAAAGCAGAGAGAGGGUCCCCGGAAGUGCUGCGGGGGAUAGCAAACGCCAAGCGCUUCCGCCCGGUGGCGUCCGGGUGUCGACAUUAAGUUUGAUCGACUUGGCUGGUUCUGAGAAGGCGGCCGAGUCCAAGGAGAGGCGUCAAGAAGGGUCCCACAUCAACAAAAGCUUACUCACUCUCGGAACGGUCAUCGCCAAGCUCUCCGAGCAAAAGGCCGAUGGCAAAUCUGCCGACAAGGAUGGGAAACACUUGCCGUACCGCGACAGCAAACUGACCAGAUUACUCCAGGGCGCGCUGUCCGGUAACUCGUUGGUUAGCAUUCUCUGCACAAUUCAAAUCGGCGCUCCUGCAAGCGCAACAUCAGCAAACACGCACAACAACGAAACCCUCAACACAUUAAAGUUUGCCUCUCGGGCCAAAAACAGCAUUGUCAGCCACGCUAAGCGUGCCGAGGAGUCUUUGGGCGCUGGUGGCGACGGAGGCGCAAAGGUACUUUUGGAGCGGUACAGAAUGGAGAUUGCCGAGCUUCGAAAGGAGCUCGAAGCCCAAGCAAAGUCCAACAGCAAGAAGGAGGCCGAGAUUGAGAAGGAGAGGGACGCCGAGGAGGAAAGGGCUCGUGAGAAGGAAGCCGAGUUGCGGCAUGAAGAGCAGAUGCUCGAAAUGCAGCUUGCUAGGACCGCGCUGAAGGAGAGGAUAGACCACCUCAACCGCCUCAUACUCAGUUCAAAAUCGAUAGGGGUCAAUGCGAGCGGGUCUUUCAGCUCGUUGGGCAUUCAUCCUCGAUACUCGCAAGGUUCCAUCCGGUCGUCGAUGACUAUCUCUAAUGGAGGCAAGCUCAGCCUGGAGAGGACAGCGUCCAUGACAUCUAGUGCUUCAACAAUUGGACGGAAGUCGAGUAGUCAUCGGUCGUCUGGCGGUGCACCAGAAGCGGUACCACUGACAGAAGACGAUGACAGCAUGGGGGAGUACGGCGACGGGACGGCAUCACUUGCCGCUCAGAACCGAGCCCUCCAAGCGGAUCUUGUCGACAAGAACCGCUACAUCCAAACGCUAGAGAAAAGAUUGCUGCAAGCCCGCCGCGCGAGCUCCUCUCGGGCGUCGGUCGGCAUUGCAACAGCAGGAAAGGGCAUUAUGGUUGGCGAGGACCAUAGUGUGUCCGCUCUUCUCAAGGAGAAGGAUGCCGAAAUCGCGGAGCUCCGUGCCCGCCUCGACGACAAGGACCGGAUGUUGACUGCGCUGCGGAGCGCGGCCAGGUCAAGAGACAAUGCCGAACGAGUCGAGUCCCGGUCAGAGGCCCGCAACUCGCAAAUUCUCGACAGCAACCCAGGGCCAGCACCGCUCGGCAGCCCGCCUGCCCCCAACUCGUUAGUUAGACAAGUCUCGCAGCUUCGGAAGCAGACGAAGAAUGUCGAUGAGAUGAGCAAGAUGCUCGACGAGAUGCUUCACGAAAGGGUGGAGAGCGGGCAGGUUGUCAGGGGAAAUCGGGGGAGCCUCAGGGUGGUUGGUCCAGAGAGGGAGUCGAGAGAGAGGGGGUCGUUGCUUAAGGAGUUGGUCCCUUCGCCACCGCCGACGAUGCCAUUACCUUCGCCGCAGAUUCUCACGCAGAGCCCAUCGCUUCCACCAUCGAUGCCACAACCUCCUCCACCACUGGGCGCGGGGCCAUCUGGAUCCCAGCCACCGAUUCAGUUACAGUUGUUGUCCAAGCAGAGGACCUCGUUAAGCCAGGAGCCGAGCAAAGCAGUUGCGAUGGAGGUGUAGGAAGGGGGCCGUGGCCUGUAUAACAUGCAGGAACAUGUAUAAGUGUUUUUUCUUUUUCCUUGGUUGGGUUUCACAUGGAAGAAGGUGGGGGUAAGGAAUACGGGGUACUUUUUUUUUUUAAUUUCUGUCUUAUACCCGACUUGUUGUUAUUGGUAUUUUUGCUUUUUGGUCUUUUCAAAAUAGCCCACCGUUUCUCUGUUAUGGUGGAGGUCGGGAAAUUCGGGGGGAGGGGAUCAAGUUUACUUUUCUCAGCGUCAUUUAGCAAGCCAGCGUCUUGUUGUUAAUUUUGUACAUUAGCUAGGAGUGAAGGGGAUGGUGGGAAAGGGGAGAGUUUUGUAUGGGGGAUCCAACUAGUUUGGCAAACUUUCUUGUUGGAGAUUGGAGGAGGGAAGGGUUGGUUGGUGAUGGGGCUUUUUUUGUAUCCAAUGUUGGCCUGCCUGGUGUUUGUUGUCGAGGAGCAGGGGAGAGCAUUUGUUCAUCAUUUUUUUCCAUCAUUGAGGCUAUGGCAUCAUGAAACGACGCACGCGCAAAAA
Molecule: messenger RNA, 4898 nt
Organism: Podospora bellae-mahoneyi
Lineage: Eukaryota; Fungi; Ascomycota; Sordariomycetes; Sordariales; Podosporaceae
Gene: KIP2
Product: Kinesin-like protein kip2
Exons: 3
Coding region: 1342-4365 (1007 amino acids)
Biological process (GO): microtubule-based movement
Molecular function (GO): microtubule binding; ATP binding; microtubule motor activity
Source: RefSeq, a predicted model, not a curated record